GUGAUGACAGCAGAAAGUGCGCUGAGAUGGUGCUCAUCUGCCAGUGGCUGGGAUGAGUUUUCAGCACGCACACUAAGAGCAGGCGAGAAGGUUGAUCUCCUCUUUUUGUCUGAAGCUGAGCUGAAAGACAUUGAUGAAGCCAGUGAUUUGAUAGAUUGGCGUAUUGGGAGUGAGAGCCACCAAAUGGAUUUGCGAUUUGCUGCAGUUCACCAUGCAAUUAUUCAUUAUGACCAUAUCCUUGAAAUGCUCAAAGCAGAAAUAUGUACAAAAGAAGAUGCACAGCAAUUUUUGCCCACAACAUCUACUGAUUUGGAGUAUGCUAAUCAUCCUCAUGAGGGCACAACUGAAGACAUACUGAAGUACACACUUGUGGCAGAGAUCAUGGCUACUGCAAAAAUUGGUUGCUAUUCUGGUACAGAAUUUCAGCAUAUGUAUCAUUUUGUGUACUUUAAGUUGGUUUAUAUAUUGCAUAAAGGGAUACUUCAAAUGCUCUUUGUUGCCGGAGCUACUAAAUUUGCUAUUAGGCAGCACACUGAGCUACGUCGGGAUGGAUAUGACACAACCAUAUUUCCUUGUGGUUGCACAGAUGUAAAAGGAAUGUUAGAUGUCAUGUGGGUGACAACUGACCCACAAUCAUCCACAUUAAACCAUAUUAUACCAUUACUUACCAAAAGUAAGUUUUACUUUAAUUAAAGGUAUGCAUUUGGUGAUGGUUUUGAUUCACAGGAGAAUCUAAUGUUAAAGCCAUACCCGAGGAAAGGACAGCUUUUGUACGCGAAAGCAUUCAGUAUGGUAUUUGUUUUUUCUGUGCCGCUACUGGUAUUACGACAAGUAGUGAUAUGGUACAGUGCGAUUCAUGCUCUAAGUGGUACCAUACUAGUUGUAUUGGAGGUGAUGUCGAAUAUUUUGGUGAAAAAACAAGAUUUUGCUGCUGUGAAGCACACACAAAAGAAGAAAGUUUUGAGUAUGUUUUAGUUAGCAAAUGGUAUAGAUAUUUGACUCAUAAAACAUGUU
Geodia barretti is the source of this 1014-nucleotide messenger RNA. NCBI's taxonomy places the organism in Eukaryota, Metazoa, Porifera, Demospongiae, Tetractinellida, Geodiidae. The record is from the annotation of a GenBank genome assembly.